Messenger RNA from Rhododendron vialii, 721 nucleotides. RefSeq names its product receptor-like protein kinase FERONIA. Gene Ontology annotation, molecular function: protein kinase activity. The transcript has a single exon. The annotation marks the transcript as partial. Lineage: Eukaryota; Viridiplantae; Streptophyta; Magnoliopsida; Ericales; Ericaceae. The record is from RefSeq and is a predicted model, not a curated record.
UCGCCGUCAACUGCGACCACCAAAUCAUCUGUUCUUUAUCACCCAAUUGACAACAUCGCCGUCAACUGCGGCUCCUCCGGCAACUCUACUGCAGUAGAUGGCUGGCAAUGGACCGGAGAUAUCGGUUCGAGUUACACCCCUUUAUUACGUAGUAACGAAGGAAAAUUGAUUAGCUCAAAAGCCACUAGCCCACCACUUUCUCCUGAUCCAGUGCCUUACACGUUGGCCCGGCUCUCCCGUUGGCCUUUCACAUAUGCAUUCCGAGUCUCCCCGGGCCAAAAGUUCAUCCGCCUAUAUUUCUAUCCAGCUACAUACCGGGGUGGUUUUAAACGGUCUAAGGCCUUUUUUACUGUAAAAGCUGGUCCAUAUACCCUUCUUAGCAACUUUAGUGCUUCCCUUACAGCUGAUGCUUCAGGCUUGGACUCUCUUGUUAAAGAGUAUUGUGUGAAUGUGGAAGAAAAUCAGCCACUGAUCAUAAGGUUCUCUCCAUCAUUUGGUGGUUCUUCUGAUGAGGAAUAUGCUUUUGUCAAUGGGAUCGAAAUCGUCUCGAUGCCGGCUGGACUUUAUCAUACACAAGAGGGUGAUGCAGGUGCACAUGUUGUCGGCCAGAAUUUUUGACUCCCAAUUGAUAAAAGCAUUGCACUCGAGAUGGUGCAUCAGUUAAAUGUUGGUGGAACAUCCAUCUCAUCCAUAGAAGAUACAGGUUUGUUUCGUGAUUGGU